GACUCCCUUGACUCUUAGCGAGCUGGGUCGUAGUAAAAAAUUAAAAAUGGAGGCCAACGAAACGUUAGAUGUGCCUAUACAGGCCAAAAUCCAAGUUAGGGACAUUGUUAAAUUGGAAUUUGAAAUACAGAGUAUCGUGCAAGAGAUACGAGGCUGCGAUGGACCUUUAAAAGUAUUAGAUGAACUAAAUUCCCGCGCCAAACGAACAAUUAAAUCUUUAAAAGGAAAAAUACAGCAUCUUGAGCAAUUGGCUCAUGAACAAGACAAAGAAACUGACAAAAAUGCAAUACUUGUUAUCACUGAGCAGCAUCACAAAGAACUAGCAAGCAUGCAAACUUCAAUUCGCAAAGCUAAUUUGGCUUGCAAAGAGGUUAUUGACCGAGGGGAGAAGGAAGCUCUCUUUGGAAACUCAUCAAGUGACAUUCGAAAAAGAAACUUUAACAAGGAGAGCUUAGCAGAAACAACAGGAAACAUCACAAAGGAUUUGAUGAGCAUAGCAAGAAUGAUGGAAAGCCAAGUACGCCAUGCUGAAGAAGACGUGCAGAUAUUAGCCUCAUCCUCUGCUACUGUUCAUUCAACACAGGAAGAGUACAAGGGACUAUCUGGGGUCAUCAAUGCAAGUAAAAAUCUCCUAAAUAAGUACAACAGAAGAGAGGUGACAGAUAGAUUACUGAUUUUUUGCGGUGUUGUAUUAUUUGUUGUUACAGUGUUAUACGUUGUAAAAAAGAGACUUCCAAGUGUUUGGUGACAUAAAAAUAAUUAUAGCAUAAAUGUUUGUUAGAUAUUUUUCGAAGAAUCAGGUUGCAUGGUGUGAAACUAAAGCAAUGAGAAAAAAAAAUAUUUUUAUCAGGGAUAAAAAUUAACAUUGAAGCUGUUGUACGGCUCCCUGAAAUCAGAGAAGUUUUGCUGAUGUUUGAGCGCAUUCCCAUUUGAUCUAUUACCCUGUCCCUACCCGCUUCAUCUUGUAGUGUUUUUUCAUUUAAUUUACCCUGUUUGCAAAUUAAGCAAAUAGUUACUAUUUUUAUAUGAGAAGGUCCCUUUCCAUAAUUUCUAUUUUUUACCCAGAACACAAGCAGGCUCCCCCUCCGCCUUGGUAUGUGAAGGGUGAAUCUAAGCACACAAGCAGUAGCAAAUCUAUGGGAGGGGGACAAGGAGGUUUAACCCCCCCCCUUGGGCUGCCUUUUUAUAGUUUCAUUGUCUGUUCAUUUCAAAAUAGUUACAAAUGUAAAAUCAUGAUGAAAAUUUUUGGGUCACACCCCCUCCCCCUGGCAAAAAGCUAGAUCUGCCCCUGAAAAGGUUCAAUCUUAGGUUUUGCUUGAAGCAUAUGUAUUACCAACAGAGUUUGUACUAGGGGGGGGGGGGUGUAUUAUUAAAAAUAAACAGUUUUUGCAGCUGAUUUGCAUAACUUGUCCAUCCAUAUCGCCACAUGAUAUCUGAAAAUUUUACUCAAACAACAAAUGUAUGUAGAUAAUAUUUACAAUAUUUAUUGGACAUUUUUACUACCAUAGUGCAUAAAUACAGAAAAUGAAGUAUAGUGCAAAAAGACUCAAGACAAUCUGAAAAUCCAUUCACAACCUCAAAUGUUCAUUCUAUUUUCUUCUUACAGCAACAGGCUUAAGCAGAAUAUGCUAAUAAAAAUACAGUACACAGUAGGUAAAAAGCUAGGCAACAAAUUAUUAUGAAAUUAUUAAAAUAUAAAUUCAUUAUAUAAGAACAUACUAAUAAGAUUGAGACAAUCCCCUGUAUGAGAAUAGAUUAAAAGAUUCACUAAAAUAA
This is a messenger RNA of Nematostella vectensis (starlet sea anemone), 1776 nucleotides long. Its product is annotated as vesicle transport protein SEC20. Gene Ontology annotation, biological process: retrograde vesicle-mediated transport, Golgi to endoplasmic reticulum. Gene Ontology annotation, cellular component: SNARE complex; endoplasmic reticulum. Gene Ontology annotation, molecular function: SNAP receptor activity. The coding region runs from base 47 to 748 and encodes 233 amino acids. The transcript has 5 exons. The record is from RefSeq and is a predicted model, not a curated record. NCBI's taxonomy places the organism in Eukaryota, Metazoa, Cnidaria, Anthozoa, Actiniaria, Edwardsiidae.